Molecule: messenger RNA, 1140 nt
Organism: Diatraea saccharalis (sugarcane borer)
Lineage: Eukaryota; Metazoa; Arthropoda; Insecta; Lepidoptera; Crambidae
Source: the annotation of a GenBank genome assembly
AUGGCUAAAGCGUUGGUAUUAACGGUCCUCUUGGCAAAUCUCCUGACGUUGAAUUGUCAAGAAGAGGUACAUAGAGAAAAUAAAUUGGAACAAACCAUCGCUACUGGAGAAAAUCAAAGCUAUUCAUAUAGUUAUGGAGUUGCAGAUUCACGAACGGGAGAUGUCAAGACUGUGUGGGAGACUAAGGAAGGUGACACCGUUAAAGGUCACUACAGUGUCGUACAACCCGAUGGUUCUACAAAAACUGUAGAAUACUCCGCUGGACCUAAUACGGGGUUUACAGCAGUUAUUAACGGUGACAAUGAACAAAACUCUGAAAGCAGUAACUUUAACCGCGAAGAGAGAGUUAUGAGGGAAUACGACUACUAUGAAGAUGAAGAUCCAGAAUAUUAUCCAAAACAAAGAAUAAAGAAUAAAGCACAAUUCGAUAACUUUAGAGACUAUUCAAAAAAGAGACCUAGUUACUACCCACAUGACUUAGAAUCCAGUGAUUUCACACACAGCUACUCUAUAAAGCAUCCUUACGAUCAAUACCCCGCUGAAUCUCAUGUUGGUUUUAAUGUUGAUCCCAAUUGUAAGAAACACAAAAAAGGAAACAACGACAACAACGUAUUCACUAGCAUACUUGAUACCAAUGAAAAUAAGCAACCAUACAAUGACUACAAGGAUGAUUUUGAAAAGUUUGAAAACUUUGAAUUUGAAAAACGACCCAAUCCUUUUAGAGCAGGUUACAAGGGAUCCAAAUACGAGGAUACCAACAAACCGGCUUCAUCGAAUAAACAUAAUUAUCCGGCUUUACCUGAUGCACCUAUACCUGAAAAAUUCUAUUCUGAUGAUAUUCCACCUCGUCCAAAGAAGAAACAUAGACCGAAUAAGCGGCCAGAAUUUAAUAGCGACGAUAUGGAUGAUUACAUUUUAGUACCGAAGAAAAAAUAUAGAACACCACCAAAAGAUGAUGAUUAUAAUCAUGAUUCGUAUGAUGAUUACCGACCUCAUUACCCAAGUGAAGAGGAUUCAAACGAUAAUCGCUAUCAUCACUCCUUACACGGUAGUCACAGCCAUGUUCAAAAAGAAAUUAUACGUAAAGUAGUUAAGAAGCGGAAACCAGUAAUCAACCUUUUAGAUAUGUUUGAUAUUUGA